This is a messenger RNA of Colletotrichum abscissum, 1251 nucleotides long. RefSeq lists its product as uncharacterized. The transcript is spliced from 2 exons. Bases 1 to 1251 code for a protein of 416 amino acids. NCBI's taxonomy places the organism in Eukaryota, Fungi, Ascomycota, Sordariomycetes, Glomerellales, Glomerellaceae. The record is from RefSeq and is a predicted model, not a curated record.
AUGGCGCCUAACCCACAAACAACAUCCGAUUCGACACUAUUGCCUUUACCAUCACAACAACUACCGCUUCCAGAGGACUCAAGAGCUGCAGCCACACCCUCCCAAUCAGGCCCCCACGCAAACGACAAUCUCGACGCGGGAAUUGGACGCGCCGUAGCGAAACUCAACCGAAUCGCCGUUCUGUCCAAGCAAAGCAUCCUUGACGCCUGGAAUCAACUUCUUCUCGCCUAUUCAUCCAAGAUCAAACGAAUUGCCACGCUACCCGCUCGUCUUGAGGCCGAACCGUUCCCCCGGUGGCUAAGGCGUGCCAUCCCCCAAUCCACGUUAAGCCUGGUCCUAGCAUCUGUUUACCAGGACCACUGGGAAGUCCAAGUCAAGUCCAAGCGAAACGAGGUGGCGUACCGCCUCAAGGCGGUUACCCAUCUGCAUCUCGAUUCACACUGGGAUCUUUACCUUUUUUUCGGCCCUGCUGCUGUCGCUUCUCGUGCGUGCUGGCUGAAGCUUCCCCCACACAUUGACGGCCACGGUCUAUUUCAUCGACUCGUGUCCAUCCGCGGUCUCGGCCCAAGCUACCUCGACCAGUGGUUUUCAGCCCGGGAAUUCACGUCCGCGAAGAAACUUGGCCCUGCAGGUGCCACCACUCCCUCAGCAAUUCCCGCCGACACAUCCUCACGCAACAUGGAGAAAGCCACUGCGGCAUCGUCGCGAGACCGAUCGCGAUCAAAUAGGCGAAAUACGACUCUACCUAGUAGAGGUGGACUGUCGGAGUCGGGCUCAAGCAACAAUCCUCAAGACAAGCCAGAUUCUACCGGUAUGCCCAACCACGAGAUCGAUGACAGCGGUAUUGGCGACAUUGACGUCUCGGAAACGGAUUUGGGGGAGGGUUCGGGUGCCGGUUUGAACCCCGAUGUGUCUCGCCCCAGUGCUGCUGCGGAAUCUGCCCACUCCACCCAGAAUGCCCUCUGCGAAAUAAGUCGUCAAGCCCAACAAACGGUAUCGUCACACGAGGGUCUUGAGAAUGCAGGUGCAAGCGCAGACAUUUUGCAGUGUGUUUUGGACGACAUCAAGGAUGAAGGCCGUUUCCGGAAAAUCCGGACACGGAUUGACGCCGAUGCCAAGUACGCGACCGACGCGGGUAUGGACAAGACAGAAUCAGAGAGCAGCAUCAUCCAGCUGCGCGAGAAGACCCUCGCUCGUCUAUGCGCCAUCGAGGAGCAGACUGACGGCUGCGUUGACAAUGAGGAGGACUAG